Messenger RNA from Iphiclides podalirius (scarce swallowtail), 459 nucleotides. Lineage: Eukaryota; Metazoa; Arthropoda; Insecta; Lepidoptera; Papilionidae. The record is from the annotation of a GenBank genome assembly.
AUGAUCAUUAGUCUCCAACAGAUCUUCGACAUAGCCGCGACUGCCCGCAUCACCGAAACGAUCAAAAUGGUUGCGAAGUUUGUCAUCGUGCUAGCCCUUGUGGCGGCUGUCAGUGCGUCCGAUUACUCCGCCUUCUCCUACGGCGUGGCCGACCCCUACACCGGUGACUUCAAGAACCAGAUCGAGCGCCGCGCCGGUGGCAAUGUCCUGGGCCAGUACUCGCUCCUCGAGUCCGACGGAACCCGCAGGACCGUCGACUACGCAGCCGGCGCCCAGGGCUUCAACGCCGUCGUCAGGAAGGACCCCGCCUUGAUCGCCGCCGCUCCCCUCGCCGCUCCCCUCACCGCUCCCCUCGCCGCUCCCCUCGCCUACGCCGGCUACAACUACCCCUACGCCUACAACCUCGGUAGACUCGGUGCCUACGGAUACGCUACUCCUUACGCCCUCGGACGAUUCUAU